UUCGGUAUUUUUGAUUGGCCGCAACACAGCUCUAACCGGAGCGCGGGACGGGAGCGAAUAAUUUGUAAUUAAUUAAUCUUCAAUCGCAACUCUGGAUGCACCUGGCGAUGCGGACAUGAUCGCCGUCGCAGAACCGCCGCUGGAGUUUGUGCCGCGCGGCCGUCAGUCGGCCGCGGAGCACCCGGGACCGCACAACCAGACGCUGGCGCGGCACCAGCUGCCCAACACGGAGCACCUGCUGCUGCAGCGGCUGCAGAACGUCAACAUCUCGUCGGCCGGCGAGGAUGCCGGCCCCAACGGCGGCUGCCAGGAGUCGUGGACGAUCCGGGAGAUGUACGACGACUACGAGGCGGCCGAGGAGCGAGCCGCCCGCCGGCGCCAGCUGAUCGAGCGGACCAAGCGCUGCGGUCCCAAGGCGGCGGCGGCCACGCAGCUCACAUCGCUGCCGCAGGGACUGCUGCAUCCGCCGCUGGAGCGGCGCGAGGAGCCCAUGUGCGACUACAUGGUGAACAACGAGGAGGAGCUGUAUGUGCACCGCAAUACGGUCGUGUGGACGCAGGGCUUCAAUGACGACAACGACGACGGGGUAUACCGGCGCAUGUGCUUCACCAGCGACACACCGGUGCGCUUCGCCUGCUUCCUCAAUCGCAGCUUCGUCCGCGGUCGACUGGCCCAGAUGAAGGCGGCCGCGCAGUCGGAGGAUGACGACCUCACCGCCAUCUGUGUGAUGGACCAGGACGCCGUGCGGGUCUAUCGCAACGACGGCGAGGACUACCUGGCCAACCUGGACUUUCCCGUCUCGCAGGUGUGGCAGACCAGCCACGGCCUGCUGCUGGAGAAGGACUCCAGCAGUGCGCUAAUCUCGCACCUGUCCAUUCCCAUGCCGCGUCUCUUCUCCAUGUCGCAUCCGCUGCACGAGGCCUGUCCCGUCGUCCUGAAGACGGCCACCGGCUCCACCGGCUACAUGACCGAGCCGGAGUACAGUGUCGUCUUCACCACCGAGGAAUCGGACCUGGUCCUCCUGUACGACGCCAAGUUCUUCAAGCAUUUUGUGGCCCGCCUGCGCAAGGUCACGCCCGACGAGGUCAACUGUGUGGGCCUGCAGCAGGAGCUGGGACAGACGAUGCUGGGCGCCCGCUCGCAGGCUGGUGGCCAUAGCUUCAGUUCCACCAAGCACAUGGGCGCCACGCCAAAAGCUCCGCAAGCCUCGUUUCUGGGCAACGUCUCCAAGUUCGGGCUCAGCCAGUCGCAGUCUUUCAGCGGCGUGCUCGGCCAGUCCAAUCGCGCCUCCUUGGGCACGCCACUGAGCCAACUGCAGAGCAGCAUCCGAAGCAGCAAGUCCAUGUCCGUGAUGGAUAUGCGCAAGAUGACGCACGUGAAGCCGGCGAAGCCCAUUGAGCCGGAGAUGUGUCUAGAACACAUCUGGUCAGAGAACACCUAUGGCACGCAACGUGAGUUCUGCGAGAUGGCCAGUCGAGCCUUCAUCCACACGGAUCUGGUGGGUCAGACCUUUCUGUGCUACCUGCUGGCCCGCUCCUGCCGCCUGCAGUUGGUGCGCCUCACUGGCUACGGCAGCAGCGAGGUGCAACUCUCGACGCUCGCCUCCACGCUGUCGGCCAAGGAUGCCGUGGGCCUCAACAGACUGCACAUGAUUGCCGUGCUCGAUCCGGGCGGCAGUCUGAUCCUCUACACCGGCACUGUGCUCAUUUCCAAGGUGCACAUUACCCCGCUGCUGGCGCCGACCGCAUCGCUGGCCACACCUCUGUUCACGCCCACGGCGGCUGCAGCUGCAACGCCGCCGCCGCCAGUGUCGGCCCAGUCGAAGGCCCCAGUAUCAGUGGCCGGAUGUGGCAGCAGCAGUUCCUUUGUGGAGGUGCGCCGAAGCAGCCUGCUGCCCACGAAGGCCCCAGGUGAUUUGGCCGCCUUCGACGAGGAGCUGCACAUGCUGUCGCCCAUUCCACCGCAGGCGGUGUCCUACACGCAACGGCAGGCGCACAAUGUCUGCAAGUCUUUGAGAGAUCCGGCAGGCAAUAGACUUACCUUGGUCUAUGCCACCGGCAGGAUGCUGAGGAUAGCGCUGCCCUUGUUGAAUGAUACCCGGCUGCUGACCAGAUGCGUGGCCACGUUGCGCCAGAUUCUGAGUCCCGAUCAGUUUCUGCACUUUGUGAUCCGUUGGUACAGCGCCAGGAAUCCGCCGGGAUCCAGGGACUACUCCAUCGAGCAGGAAUGGCUGCUCUUCCGCUGCACUCUGCUCGCCCUGAUGGGUCUGACUGCCGCUCCGGAUGUGGAGUCGGGCGAGAGCUAUGGCAGAUGUGGCACGCCCUCGCUGCAUACGCAUUUCGGUGGAGCGACGGCCACCAGUACGGGAUCGGGUGACGGAUCCAAUUGCAGUUCCAAUUCCACGCUGGGCGCCCAGGAUGAGCCAAAGAAGCGGCGAAAGUACAACGACUGCGAGGAUUUCACGGACGACGACUGGGAGUUCCUGCUGCUGCAGACCACCAUGGCGCCGUGCGGUGCCGAUGGGCACAGCUACAGCGUGGACGUCCAUGCGCCGCUCUUCCAGAUGAUUCCCGCCAUCUUCUUCGGCCUGCAUUUACUGUACGAGGAUCUCAAAUUGGACGCCGUCUUCUAUGCGGCGCUUCCCUAUCUUGCAACGUUCCUUUACCAGCUGGCCAUCGAUAUGCAGCUGGAUAGCUAUGUGCUGCACUACAUCCUGGACUUUCCCGAGCUCUCCAAUCGCACUGGAAAGCUGUCGCUGCUGGCAGCGGAGCACGGGGCAAUGAUGCUGCACCAGGAGCUGCUCAGGGUGCCGGCGCCCAGUGUGUUUGCCCAACUGGAGCACAUUGUGGUGGGCGAGGAGGAGGUGCUGCCCUACAGCUACAUGGACUGUGUGAACGAACGGAGUCGCAAUCUACUGCAACUCGUCUCGCUGGUGGUGCACGGCCAGGAGCGGCUCAAGCACUGGUGGCAGCUCCUCGAGAUCCCCGACGCCGUGCAGGCCAACUAUCCGCGACGGACAAGACGGAGCAUUACGGCGGAUGCACCACGUUGCCACCAGAUGGUCGAGCUCAUACUGGCCAUGCGUUUGACCCGACGCGACAUCGAGAGAUUCCCGGCCGCCGUGCAUCUAAUUGUGGCGGAGGCCUUGGAGGAGGCACGCCUAUCGCCGCCCAUGGGCUGCAGCAUGGCCACCUACGAGCUGAUCCUGCGCCCCGAACUGGCCACGCAUGCACAGCUGCCGUUCCUGGAGACGAGCAUUGGCCAACCGCACUGCGGCCGGGUCUACAAGGAGGACUCCCUGUCGGCCAGAUGUCCGCCCAGCGGUGGAGCAGAACCCGAGCCGCCGGAACAGUUGCGGCACGACGACAUGGACAACAUGGACACGAAGCUGUUGCGCUUGCGCUUCCCGGACGACAUGCGCGUGGAGGAGGUGCGUCGGCUGUUGAACAGCACGGAACCGGUGGUGAUCGAGGUGCAACAGUCGCCGGGCACCAGCGAUCACGAGUUCAUCGAGGAGCAGGAGAAGCAGCUGUUUGCGCUGUGCGCCAGAACGAUGACCCUGCCGCUGGGCAGGGGCAUGUUCACCCUGCGUACGAUGAUGCCGCGGCCCAGCGAUAGCCUGGCCAUGCCCAAGCUGUGCCUGGUGGGCCGGGAGCCGCUGAAGGGCACCACCAUCGAAAUGCAACAGAUCGAGUUCCCCGCCAACAUGCAGAUGUGGCCAUCGUUUCACAACGGCGUCGCCACGGGCCUGAAGAUCUCGCCGCAGGCGCAGGACAUCGACUCCACGUGGAUUGUGUACAACAAGCCCAAGGCGCAGGCGAACAAUGCUUUGGAGCAUGCCGGUUUCCUCAUGGCCCUCGGCCUCAAUGGCCACCUGAAAACGCUGUCCUUCAUGAGUGUCUACAAGUAUCUGGUCAUGUGCGAUGAGAUGACCAAUGUGGGCCUCCUGCUGGGCAUCUCCGCAGCCCAUCGCGGAUCGAUGGACACGAAAACGACGAAGCUACUGAGCGUCCACUUGGAGGCCCUGCUGCCGGCCACCGCCAUGGAGUUGGACAUACCGCAGAGCACCCAGGUGGCCGCUCUCAUGGGCAUCGGUCUGCUCUAUCAGGGCUCGGCCAAGCGGCACAUUGCCGAGGUGCUGCUGCAGGAGAUCGGCAGGCCGCCGGGUCCCGAGAUGGAGAACAGUGUGGAGCGCGAAUCGUAUGCCAUGACCGCCGGCCUGUCCCUUGGAUUGGUCACUUUGGGCCAGGGUGAAUCGCCGGCGGGAUUGCGGGAUCUGCAGCUGCCGGACACGCUCCACUACUACAUGGUGGGCGGAGUGAAGCGACCCAUCAGCGGAUCACAGAAGGAGAAGUACCGACUGGCAUCGUUCCAGGUGCGCGAAGGCGAUAGUGUCAACAUAGACGUCACCGCUCCGGGUGCCACGCUCGCUUUGGGACUGAUGUUCUUCAACUCCGGCAAUGCGGCCAUUGCCGAGUGGAUGCAACCGCCGGACUCGCGCUAUCUGCUGGACAUGGUGCGGCCGGACUUCCUGCUGCUGCGCACCAUUGCCAGGGGCCUCAUCCUCUGGCAGGACAUCCGGCCGGACAACGAGUGGUUCCAGGCGCAGUUCCCGCCAGCCCUGCGCAUUCACCUGAGGCUCCCGUCGCGCGACGACGAACCAACCGGCGAGGACGGCGACGUCGACUUUGAGGCCAUCACGCAAGCCUACUGCAAUAUCAUGGCGGGGGCGGCUUUCUGCAUCGGUCUCAAGUACGCGGGCACGGAGGACAUGGUGGCCUUCGCCACGCUGCGGGCAGUCAUCAAGGAGUUCCUCGGUUUCCCCGGCACGCCAAUGGGCGAGUGUGCCGGCCGCACAACAGUGGAGAGCUGCCUGAUGGUGUUGCUCAUCUCGAUCUCGCUGGUGUUCGCCGGUUCCGGGAACUGUGAGAUCCUGCGCAUCAUCCGUUAUCUCCGAUCGCGUGUGGGCCCACAGUAUCCGCACAUAACCUACGGCUCUCACAUGGCCAUUCACAUGUCGCUGGGCCUGCUGUUCCUCGGUGCCGGUCGCUUCACCAUUGCCAAGACACCGGAAUCGAUAGCGGCGUUGGUGUGCGCCUUCUUCCCCAAGUUUCCCAUACACAGCAACGACAAUCGCUACCACCUGCAGGCGCUGCGACACCUGUACGUGUUGGCCGUGGAGCCGCGCCUUUUCCUGCCCCGGGACAUUGACACCAAUCAGCUGUGCCUGGCCAACAUAUCGGUGCUGGAGGUGGGCGCCACCGAGAUGCGCCGCCUGCCCAUCGCACCCUGCAUCCUGCCCGAGCUGAGCAGCCUGCAGCAGGUGGUGGUGGACGACGAGAACUAUUGGCCCGUGUGCUUCGAGCGCUCACGCAACUGGCAUCAGCUGGAGAAGGCGCUGGAGAUGAGCGCCCCCAUUGACAUAAAGAAGCGAACGGGCUGCUUGUCUCAUCUGGAGGAUCCCGACCGGCUGAAGAGCAUGCUGGCGCAGACAUUGACGAUGGAGCAGAGCAUCUGUUGGCAGAUUGAUAGCAACGAUCUGCAACAGUUUGCCAGCGAACGGAUGGUGAAGCCGUUCCUAAGUCGCUGCCUGGCCACCAAAGGGACGGAUUUGAGUUAUCCGGAACUGGUGAAGCGCCACCAGAUGAUGCUGCUCUUCUACAAUGCCGUCGUCAAGGAUCGCAUGCAUCUGCUGCCCGCCUACCUAACGCUCUACGACCAUGUGACCAAGUCGAUGUUGACCAACAUCGAUGUGUGGCAGCUGAAGCUGAUCGAUGCCUACCUGAAUCGCAGCCAGGAGUCGGAGCAUCCGCUCAUCUCUGUGGAGCUCAUCCAGAUGAUGCAGGAGCUCUUCAAGCAGGAAAUGGAGGACUCGACGCGCGAGUUGUGCCUGCCGCUGAGGGAGUUCCUCAGCCGGAAGCGUUUGGAGCCGAGCUAUGUGACCACCGUCAGUGGGCCGGAUUUGCAGCGGACUUUCUGUGUGAUCAACUACUAUAACCUGUUGCCCAAUAUGCUGAAUGGCGUCGAUUUGAGUACGGGCACGGUGAACUAUAUGCGCAUACUCUACGAAUUCCGGCAACUGAAUCUCGGCGCGCACACCAUCUUCGGGCUGCUGAAGAUCCUCCAGGCACUCGCCACCGAGGUGGUGACCCUGGACGAGGCCGCCCUAUUGGCGUACACCAUGGCCACCCAAUGAUCCUCGACCGACAUUAUCGUUUUUCUAGCCUAAAAUAUAUAUUUUGUAAUAUCUGCUUGCCAUGCGGAUAUGUGUACACUUAUUUUUGAAAGCUCUUGCUACUCAGGUUUUCCCUCUCGCAGUUCAUUACUACAUAUAACUUUACUUGAAAGUUUAAAGUUUGCCACACUAACACUAGCUAUAACUGAAUUUAAGAAGCACAACAGUUUUUAUAUUUCUUCAAAGAAAGAUUUUUUUUGUGGAUCUAUUUUCAAUUGCCGCCAAAAAUUAAAUGAAUUUUUAGAAAGUGGCCAAUGACGCUUAUGUUUUAAAGCCAAGUCUAUUAAAAAACAAA
Drosophila elegans is the source of this 6530-nucleotide messenger RNA. It is a transcript of the gene shtd, whose product is annotated as anaphase-promoting complex subunit 1. Lineage: Eukaryota; Metazoa; Arthropoda; Insecta; Diptera; Drosophilidae. Gene Ontology annotation, molecular function: molecular adaptor activity. Gene Ontology annotation, biological process: protein K11-linked ubiquitination; metaphase/anaphase transition of mitotic cell cycle; anaphase-promoting complex-dependent catabolic process. Bases 116 to 6196 code for a protein of 2026 amino acids. Gene Ontology annotation, cellular component: anaphase-promoting complex. The transcript is spliced from 8 exons. The record is from RefSeq and is a predicted model, not a curated record.